GGCGGAGGAGGAAGUGUCAUGGCGUCGGGCCGUGGAGCUUCUUCUCGCUGGUUCUUUACUCGGGAACAGCUGGAGAACACGCCGAGCCGCCGCUGUGGAGUGGAAGCGGAUAAAGAGCUCUCGUACCGCCAGCAGGCGGCCAACCUCAUCCAGGACAUGGGACAGCGUCUCAAUGUCUCUCAGCUUACAAUAAACACUGCGAUUGUUUAUAUGCACAGGUUUUACAUGCACCAUUCUUUCACCAAAUUCAAUAGAAAUAUAAUAUCGCCUACUGCAUUAUUUUUGGCUGCAAAAGUGGAAGAACAGGCCCGAAAACUUGAACAUGUUAUCAAAGUAGCACAUGCUUGUCUUCAUCCUCUAGAACCACUGCUGGAUACUAAAUGCGAUGCUUACCUUCAACAGACUCAAGAACUGGUUUUACUUGAAACCAUAAUGCUACAAACCCUAGGUUUUGAGAUCACCAUUGAACACCCACACACAGAUGUGGUGAAAUGUACCCAGUUAGUAAGAGCAAGCAAGGAUUUGGCACAGACAUCCUAUUUCAUGGCUACCAACAGUCUACAUCUUACAACCUUCUGUCUUCAGUACAAACCAACAGUGAUAGCAUGUGUGUGCAUUCAUUUGGCUUGCAAAUGGUCCAAUUGGGAGAUUCCUGUGUCAACUGAUGGAAAACAUUGGUGGGAAUAUGUGGAUCCUACAGUUACUCUAGAAUUACUAGAUGAGCUAACACAUGAGUUUCUACAAAUAUUGGAGAAAACACCUAGUAGGUUGAAGAGGAUUCGAAACUGGAGGGCUAAUCAGGCGGCUAAGAAACCAAAAGUAGACGGACAAGUAUCAGAGACGCCACUUCUUGGUUCAUCUUUGGUCCAGAAUUCCAUUUUAGUAGAUAGUGUUACUGGUGUGCCGACAAACCCAAGUUUUCAGAAACCAUCUACAUCAGCAUUUCCUGCACCAGUACCUCUAAAUUCAGGAAAUAUUUCUGUUCAAGACAGCCAUACAUCUGAUAACUUGUCAGUGCUAGCAACAGGAAUGCCAAGUACCUCAUACAAUUUGUCAUCACACCAAGAAUGGCCUCAGCAUCAAGAAUCAGCAAGGACAGAACAGAUAUAUUCCCAGAAACAGGAGACAUCUUUGUCUGGUAGCCAGUACAACCUCAACUUUCAGCAGGGACCUUCUAUAUCACUGCAUUCAGGAUUACAUCACAGACCUGACAAAAUUUCUGAACACUCUUCUGUUAAGCAAGAAUAUACUCAUAAAACAGGGGGCAGUAAACACCAUGGGCCAAUUUCUACUACUACUGGAGUGAUUCCUCAAAAAAUGUCUUUAGAUAAAUAUAGAGAAAAACGUAAGCUAGAAACCCUUGAUUUGGAUGUGAGGGAUCAUUAUAUAGCUGCCCAGGUAGAACAGCAACACAAACACAUCCAGUCACAGGCAGCCAGUAGCAGUUCUGUAACUUCUCCCAUUAAAAUGAAAAUUCCAAUCACAAAUACUGAAAAACCUGACAAACACAUGGCAGAUAAAAAGGAAAAGAGUGGAUCACUAAAGUUACGGAUUCCAAUACCACCCACUGAUAAAAAUGCCAGUAAGGAAGAACUGAAAAUGAAAAUAAAAGUUUCUUCCUCCGAAAGACACAGCUCUUCUGAUGAAGGCAGCGGGAAGAGCAAGCAUUCAAGCCCACACAUUAGCAGAGACCACAAGGAGAAGCAUAAGGAGCAUCCUGUAAACCGCCAUCACCCUAGCAGUCACAAGCAUUCCCACUCACACAGUGGCAGCAGCAGUGGUGGCAGUAAACAUAGUGCUGAUGGAAUAGCACCCACUGUUCUGAGGAGUCCUGUUGGCCUGAGCAGUGAUGGCAUUUCCUCUAGUUCCAGCUCUUCAAGAAAGAAGCUGCAUAUCAAUGAUGCAUCUCACAACCAUCACUCCAAAAUGAGCAAAAGUUCCAAAAGUUCAGGUGGGCUACGGACAUCUCAGCACCCUCGUGAAACUGGACAAGAAGCCAGUGGAGACCAACGGUCCUGAUGUCAAUCACGAGUACAGUACAAACAGCCAGCAUAUGGACUACAAAGACACAUUCGACAUGCUGGACUCGCUGUUAAGUGCCCAAGGAAUGAACAUGUAAUCAUUUGUUUAGGUCAAUUUUUUCCUUUACUUUUUUUAUUUAAAAAUUUGUUAGAAUGGAAAACUUCUUCUGAUCUAGCAGUGGUAACACCCACUAUUGCUGCCACUGCUUCAAUAUUUGUAAGUGCUGCUUUAUUCUUCAUUCUGAAAAGAAGAGAAUUAUAGUAAACAAGUCUUUAUCUCCACAUAUGAUAGUGUUAUAAAUACUGUAAAAGCAUGGAAGGUGCAAAACUCAGUAUUUCUACAAUUGCAGCUAAGAACAUUAGAAGGAAUGGCUGGCUGCUUCUAGGAAUAUAAGAUGCCUCAAGCAUUUGUUAUUUAUAAUUUGAAUACUGUAGCUAUUUUGUUGCUUGGCUUUUGAAUGAGUGUAAAUUGUUUUCUUUCGUGUAUUUAUAUUUGUAUGUAUGAUUUGCAUGUUUCAAUGACAAAGGGAUAAAACAGUAUACUGACAACUGUUUACAAGAAAGUGGAGAAAAAUGUACAUACAUUUUUGUAUGUUUAGAUAUUACCAUAAAUACUCAGGAUUGGAGCUGCUUGUAAGUAUAACAAUAUACAGAAUAAUUUUAUUUUAUCUCGUCAGAGUCCAUCACUAAUCUAAAAAGGUGGCACUUUUUCAUGUUAACCUUAAACUCUAGGCCUUACUGGAAGCCACUGAAGGGGGACACUUCACUACCAGAUGGGGAUGCCGUGCCAUAGAUGGUCACUUAUACUGGGAGGCACUGAAUUUUUGCCUUCAAAGGUUCUGACCAGAUUGGCUGUGCAAAUAGCCCCUAAUUUUCUGAAGGCUUGAAGAGGAAAAAAUAAAGUUUACAUACUCUUGAUGUGAAGUGCAUUUAAAUGUUUGUUGGCUUGUUGCAGUACUAUAAACACAGAACUGUUAAUAAUGGUUAUGUAGAUUACUGUGAUUUGAAAACUAAAUUCACAAAAACUUACAUAGUAAAGAGUUAGUAAGUUUUUUUCUUAAAGAACUUUAACACUACAUAUUGUAACAGUAAGCAGGGAUCGCUUUUCCUUUAGCAAUCAGAAUGACACCAUAUUCUUGAACAUACACCUCCCCUGAAGUGUGUUUGUGUGUGAUGCCAUAUUUCUUUUUCAGGUAAAUACAGUCUUCCUUAUAAAAAUGAAUUAAACCUAUUACUCUCUCAGUUCUUUUAUAUUCUAACAAUAAAUAAAAAGAUUGCUGACUGUGCAUUGUACCUGUAUUUGUAGCUUGUGACUGUUACCAGGAAGCGCUAACAGGGGGGGAAAUGGUCAGCCUCCAGGUAGAAUGGCUAAUAAAGGUUUUACAUUUGUUUGCACAUUUUAGUAUAUUCAUAUUGAGGUCAAAUUUGCACAGUUUUGUGACUUCUGAACAAACAAUAGAAUUUGACUUGUCAAAAAUUGUUAUCAGUAAUAAUGGCUCUUGUUUAUCAGCUAAUACUGAAUUUACUCUGUGGUAAAUCUUUGAGUUCUUGACUAUCUUUGAGAUGGGUUGAAUUCAACUUCUGUUGAGCUGAAAACUGUCUUUUUCCUCUUUGUAUAUGAAUUAUUUUUGUUACAAAGCCACUGAUAUGUGCACAAUUGUAAUUUUACUCGUUGCAGUUGUAAAUAUUAGAGUUUAAUCUUGUGCUCUACUUUUAUUUAGCAAUUACCUAAUUUGCCAGUAACUUUAUAAUUUUUUAAAGAUAAUUGUUCAUUAUUUUGUCAAUGUUUUUGAACUUAGGAUACUAGGAGCCUCAUUGGAGGGACUUUGCCUAGCUAGCAUGUCCUAACAUUUGUCCUUGUCUUGCAUAACUUUAGUAAUCUGUGUCAUUACAUGUAACUUUGUUACUCUGUAUGACAUUAUUGUAUCCAUAAACAUGGUAAUUUUGAUACAGUUAUACUUUUACAGUGGUACAAUAAUCCAAGGACUAGUAUAGAAUUAAGCUAAGUGCAAGAUGAGGGAGGGAAGGGUUUUGUUCUUGGUAAUUUAGAUGUGAAACUUCUAAGGAGCUAUCAUGUGAAACACAUAGGUGGUUGUGCUACUGUGUAAUUGGGGAUGAUACUACCAGGAAUUUUAAUAAGAUUUUGUAAAGAAUAUCCAGAAAAGUAGUGAAUUUAUUUUCAGUAUGACAUAGAAAACAAUGUGAAUAUUUAAGGUCUGUGACUAUACUUAAACUUCACUAAGAAUUUGCAGAAUUGUUUUGAGAUGUGGGAAUAAAGGUAAUUUUGUUGAAUCUUUAUUGGUGCUAAUGAUGGACAGUUAAAAAGGUAGCUAGUGUAUAUUGUUAUGGGUCAGUACUUAUUAGUACUUCCGAAAUUAAAUUUGAAAUGCUAUGUAUUCACUUUUCACUCUGUAAAUGUAAUUCUUUACAAUGACUUUAUUUAUUAAAGGGCAGCCAGUUGUAAUUU
Molecule: messenger RNA, 4488 nt
Organism: Condylura cristata (star-nosed mole)
Lineage: Eukaryota; Metazoa; Chordata; Mammalia; Eulipotyphla; Talpidae
Gene: CCNT2
Product: cyclin T2
Exons: 10
Coding region: 19-2019 (666 amino acids)
Biological process (GO): positive regulation of DNA-templated transcription, elongation; regulation of transcription by RNA polymerase II
Cellular component (GO): cyclin/CDK positive transcription elongation factor complex; nucleus
Molecular function (GO): cyclin-dependent protein serine/threonine kinase activator activity
Source: RefSeq, a predicted model, not a curated record